Molecule: messenger RNA, 1825 nt
Organism: Cavia porcellus (domestic guinea pig)
Lineage: Eukaryota; Metazoa; Chordata; Mammalia; Rodentia; Caviidae
Gene: Tspan13
Product: tetraspanin 13
Exons: 6
Coding region: 213-827 (204 amino acids)
Cellular component (GO): plasma membrane
Source: RefSeq, a predicted model, not a curated record
CCGCGGGAGCCGCGGCGGCUGCAGGUUCCGGAGCUGGUGGGAGUCGCGCGCUGCAGCCUCGUUCGGUCCCGGCCCCUGCCCGGCCCGGCCCCAGCCCGCGGGCGUCGCCGCGCUGCGCUGCCCGGCCAGGCCCAAGGCGCUAGGACAAAGCGGCAGCCGGCGGGCCCCAGGGGGCGGAUUCUCCUGCAGCAGCGGGCCAACCCGGCUCCAAGAUGGUGUGCGGGGGCUUCGCGUGCUCUAAGAACUGCCUGUGCGCGCUCAACCUGCUCUACACCUUGGUUAGUCUGUUGCUAAUCGGGAUUGCUGCCUGGGGUAUCGGCUUUGGGCUGAUUUCCAGUCUCCGAGUGGUCGUUGUGGUCAUCGCAGUGGGAAUCUUCUUGUUCCUGAUCGCGCUGGUGGGGCUGAUCGGUGCUGUCAAACACCAUCAGGUGUUGCUGUUUUUUUAUAUGAUUAUUCUCUUACUUGUAUUUAUUGUUCAGUUUUCUGUGUCUUGUGCUUGUUUAGCCCUGAAUCAGGAGCAGCAGAGUCAGCUUCUGGAAGUUGGCUGGAACAGUACCGCAAGUGCUCGAAAUGACAUCCAGAGAAAUCUAAACUGCUGUGGAUUCCGAAGUUUUAACCCAAAUGACACCUGCCCGGCUAGCUGUUUUAAAGAUGUCCAUCCGUGCCCACCCUGUGCUCCAAUAAUAGGAAGAUAUGCGGGAGAGGUUUUGAGAUUUGUUGGUGGCAUUGGCCUCUUCUUCAGUUUCACAGAGAUCCUGGGCGUUUGGCUGACCUAUAGGUACAGGAACCAGAAAGAUCCUCGUGCUAACCCUAGUGCGUUCCUUUGAUGAAGAAACAAGGAAAAUCUUUCAUAUCCUGACUUUUGUCCAUUUCUCAUCUAGUUUUAAAUUAAGCUAACAUGCUCAUUUAAUCAAGGAAGCAGUAUCUAAAAACUCACAUUAUCAACAGUGGAAUUACAUAUUUUUUUUCUUUCAUUUCUCUAAAUGUUUUUUCUUUUUCCAUUGCUGACAAGAAGAAAAACGGAAACUCCUUGAUCUCUUUUGACCCUUGGUGGUUCCCGUAACCUACUGUAUUCACAGUGUCUGGCACUGUCCACUGUGGCCUUCCUUAGCAUUUUUAUCUGCAGAAAUCCUUUGUAUGACACUACUAUGUUGAUCAUAUUGUGAAACGAAAUAUGCAUUUCACUGGAAAAAUUGUAUGGAGCACUGUGCUGUGUAGAUAGUUCCCACUGGAAAAAGUUGAUGUUACUAAGGCCGGAAAGUUAAGAGCUUCUAUAAUGUUAAAUUCCAUAAGGGAAACCCAGAUUCCCAAUAUUUUUUGUCCUUUAGGAAAACGUGUUGUGAAAAGUGUUAAUAUAAAAGUGAUAAUUUAGUUCUAGUAGCCUUUCAUGAUUAUACCGAUGUAUUGUAGAAAUAGCUAUGUCUUUAGGAAAUUGUGGAUUUGUUUUUGACUUUCACAGGUAAGUGCAAAGCAGAAGUGAUUUCAUGAAAUAUUGUAAUGUUAAACAUUUAUCUUCAGCUUUCAAAAUGGAAUGACUUUCAGAAAGUAUAAGUAUAUAAUCUCUGUGUUCUUUUUUUAAGAUAAUUUAAACUCCACAAGACUGCAUUUUUAAACAAUUUACUAUUUUAAUGUGUUGGCCCAUGUAGCAAAAAGAUAUUUGAUUAUCUUAAAAAUUGUUAAAUGACUUUUUCAUGAAAUUUCUCAGUAUUGUAAUAAGGACUUGUUGAAUUCAAGCAUAUUUGAAUGUGAUAACCCUUAUAAUUUGAAAUUGAAUUAGUAUUGUGGUUCUGUAUAUUAAGUUAAAAAUAAAAAGCUGAAAACCUUU